GAGGAUCAAGGCUCUUCGUGUAGUACAUCGUAGCAGCUUCACUAUACAUAUAUCUAUAUAUAAUUAUUUUUCCUCCCUGUUUCCUUCGUUGCGUGCGUUCUCUCGUGACUUGGGUGCGAGUGCACGUGGAGCAGCUGGCUUUGAAAGGAGAACUCGCUUCGUUACAAUUAACGUAUAUCAAGGCGGUCGGCGGCGCUCUGUGUGUGGUGAGGCGAAGAAGGAGAGACUGUGCGCUCCCGCUUUUUACGAUCUGUAGAGCACGCGCGUUCUCCAAUUCGUGGAAAUCUGCAGCGAGGGGUAAUUCCGUUCCUGUCCCGCAGAGCAAACGUUGUUGGAAUUGUAUAUAUAUAUAUAUAUAUAUAUAUUUAUAUUUAAGAGAAAUAACCUAUUUACGCAUACACAUCUGUCUCUGCGUUCUUUCAAUUGUAAGUUGCUCAUUUUAAGCAGCGGCAUCCACCGUGCUUUACUGCGCUGCUUCUCUUUUGCGUCUUUUCGUUUCUCAAUCCGGUCACUCUGUUUCGUGUCUUUCGCCAUGCCACACGUCGAGACGGCCUUUUCGGUUGCUGCGACAGACGUGCGGCUGCCGCCUACCGAUGUGUGGGCGGCGGAGGUGCUGGAACGCUGCGCCGCUGCGCAUUACAUACCGCAGAGGAAUCUGCUGAACGUCCUGGCACCCCUACCCUCUUCUUCUUCCACUACCGUGCAGAAGGCAGCAACGACGCAGGCACACGUGUUCAUCGACGUGGACGCUGAAGAGGACGCAGACGUGUUGUCCGCUUCGCCUUACCCUAACUCCCUCUCUGGCGGUGGUGGAAGCUCGUAUCAGCCCUAUCUCCCUCGCAUGGAACGGGCGGCCCCUACUACGGAAAUGCAGGCGGUGCGGGCAGCCCUCUCCUCCCCCCUCCUGCACAAGGCCUAUCACCUACAAAUCCCCUGUGUCAUGUCGCACUCUACAAAGGGCGAGCGGCUGCUGAAUUGUGCUGCGUCGCCGCGGUGUAUGUCAGGCCUGCGCACUCUUGCCGGCGACGCCGUAACGCGGGAGGACUGUCUGCGGGUGGUGAUGGGCGAUGGGCCGCGUGUGGUGAAGCUGCCAGUUCCAAGUCCCGGCGCUGCUGCUGCUGAUGCUGAAGAUGACGAUCCGCUUUCCUCCGUGAACGGCUCGGCGACUGGCAGUAGGAAAGGUGCGCGCGCGUCCUCCUCGGCAGCCGCUGCCACCGCAUCUGAUGAGCUGCGGGACUCGUCUGUGUCUUCUGCUGCUGCUGCAGCUCUCAGCACGGCGACGACGACAACGCGCACAGUGGUGGGCGACCCUGCUUUCCCCUGCCUCUGGCGUGGUGUGCGGAACUUGAUGAACACCUGCUACUUCAGCUCCGUGCUGCAGAUGGUGUUCAGCGUGGCGAGGCUGCGCCGUGCUAUUUUGAAUGACGGGGCUGCGGAACACGGCGCUCCUACUGGGACUGCUGCCGCGGGGGUUGCCAACACGCAGCUGGAGGAGUCAGGGUUGAAGGAGUUAUUCGCCUUGAUGGCCUUCAGUCGUGAAGGUGCAGGUGCAGACCCAAAGUCCUUCGCCUCUUACCUCUCCCUCGACGUCAAGGUGCAGCAGGACGCCCAAGAGUUCUUUACGUUGCUACUCGACUGGCUGCGCUGCCACUGCGGGCCUGCCGUGCAGACCGCCGUCACCGCCACCUUCGCCGGUACGCUGCUCUACGACCGCCGCUGCGGGGCCUGCGGGCGUUCGACCAAGCGUGCUGAGCCGUUUCUUUACCUUUCUCUCCCGGUGCGGUCGACGCUGGAGGACUCGCUGUCCGAGUACUCAAAGCCGGAGGAGGUGGACGGGUUUACGUGCGAGGGGUGCGGCAAGACGGCCGUCGCGACGUCGCGGCAGUAUAUUCGCACGCUGCCGGACGUGCUGGUGGUGCAUUGGAACCGGUUUGAGUUCGACCUGCAGACGCUGCAGCGGCACAAGGUGGCCACCGCCACCUCCUUCCCGCUGCAGCUCGACAUGGCCGCCUACGUGCGGCAGUGGCACGAGCACAAGCACCGCAACGCCGCACCCGUCAACAAGGCCAGCAGCGUAACGGCGACCACCCAACCUACCACCACAACGGCAGCGGCAUCGGCAGCUGGCACAGCGGGCGGCUCUGCCAGUGGAGGCCUGAAAGAGAACUUCUGCUAUGAGCUGCGUGGUGUAGUGAACCACCUCGGCGACACUGCCGUGUCCGGCCACUACACCUACCAUGGCAAGGUCUCAACCACCUCACCCGCGGCAUCGACGGUGGCGGCAUCCCAGCAGACGUGGUUGAACUUUAACGAUGCGGAGGUGACGACGCUGAACCGGUAUCAAGGCCAGCGCGGCGUGUCUGCGGAUGCGUACCUGCUCGUGUACCACCGCAUCACCCCUGCGCUUUCCACAAGCCCGCCCACGACAAGUGCAGCUCCUACAAAAUCCACCAGUGUCACCACUGGAUCCGCCGCGUCUGCGCUGGCGACGUCCCCCAGUGCCGUGCCCACGCCCGCUGAGUUUCCACUGUACCUUCGCCAGUACGUGGACCAGGUCAACCAGCGCUGCCUCGACGAACGCCAAGCUUGGCUGGGUCAGCGGGCACAGGUGGCCGCCUUCUACGAUCUUUGGGCCGCCACCGCACAGGCCGUCUUUGACGUGCCGACCUCCGCCUGGGCAUCGACGGUGGCGACCGGGUCAUCAACGACCACCACCGCUGCUGCGACGACGAUGCUGUACGCGCUGCCCACCGCGUGGCUGCAGCAGCUCGGCCGGUUGUUUCUACCAGCCUACGUGGACGUCGCCGCCCUCGGUGGUGGGGCAGAAUCGCAGCGGAAGAGGAAUAAGAACGACGCGGCGGAGGGCGUAGCCGGCGGGAGCGCGGGGAGCGGGGACAGAAACAACCACCACAACCGCAUGAAUGAACUUUCCGGUGCGGUUGGUGCCGCGCCGUCGACGGAGGAGGAGGAGAGUGCUGCGGCUUCUGACGACGCGCCCGCGGACGGUGUUGUGGUGGGGACAGUCUCCAUGGGUCCACGCCGUCACGGCUACAUCCAAUCCCUCGAAGAGAUCUACCAGUUGGUCCGCCAGCACUCCCUUCUGCAGGCCCUGCCCCCUCUCCUCUGCUUGCACGGCUACCUUGCACCGUGGGGUGCCUACAAACUUGUCUCGGCUGCGGCGUACACUAAACUGGCUCACUUCCUGCACGUGUGCGGCGCCCCGUUGAAGGCGGUCGGAUCAACGGCCAACAGCACGCAGAGCAGUGGUGCCGUGGAUGCGCAGACCAGCUGUGCCUUCGCUGAGUCGAACUUUUGCCCCUUGUGUGUGGCAGCGAUGGCGGCCACCGUUCACGGGAUGGCCGCUGCCGCGGCGGAGGAUGAGCAGGCGGAGCUGUGUCUGACGCAGGCAUGGCGCGACGCGGAGAGCAAGAAGGAGGCGGAAGAGGGCAACAUAUCAUCGGGUGGUGGUGAGGUGGAGGGAGGGCCUAAAAACGAAGCUGCACCGAACCUACAUCACAACAACAUGAACGGUACCAGCGACGCUGCUGCCGCGGCGGCGAAGGAGGAAGAUGAAGGCGGGUUGGUGCUGGUCAGUGAGACGGUUGUGGAGGGUUGGGCCUCCUACUAUGUCGCACAGGGUGCCUGGAGCCGCGUGCAGCAGACUGGCGGGUACACGGCGGUGGUGGUGAUGAAGGAGGCCCGCCUCAGCCCACCGCGCGCACCGUCCAGCACGCAUAACACGUUUCCCGGCAACUCGCGCGACAACAGUCGCAGCAGCGCCACCUCCCCCUCGCCGUCGCCCACGGGAGCUACCACGACGACCACCACCAUCUCCCCGACGCUCGCCUCCGCCGCCCCCACUCUGACGUCGGUGUUCAACGUGUUUAACGUCGACAAGGGGGAUCUGGACCUGUCCUCGCAGCUUCUGUGCCCGCACGGGGCCCUGCGUCCGGGUCAGCACGUGCUGGCAAUUCCUGCCCCGCUGCGGCGGUAUUGGAUACGGCGCUUUGCGGAGCUGCUCACGACGGCCCACCGCGCCGGCCAGCUGCGCACGGCUGACCCCGCAUGGCGAGCAACGGAGGGGGACGUGGAGCACUUCCUACUCCCCUACGUGCCCGCCUCGACGACCAGCACGACGUGUCUCGAGUGCAUGCGAACCAGCGUGCAGGCCCUCACCUCCCGCCACCACCAACGCCUCCGCAAGAUGGAGGAGCGCAAAAAGUUCCCGUCGCUGUGGCUCGCCGGGGCGAUGACCUCGCCUGCCGGUGUCGCGCAGCUGCUGCUCGCAACCGGGGCGGAAAACGAGGAGCAGCUGCUCGCUGCCCAGCACCCAAACCGCCUCUUCUUCAAGCACAACGCCGAGCGGGAGCAUCGGGAGUACGUGCGGAAGUGGACGGAGGCGCAGCAGGCCCGCAUCGCGCAUCAGGCGUCGGAGGUGACGCGCCUGCAGACCACCGUGGCGAAGAAGAGGGAGCACGACGCGGCGUGGGACGCGCGGGUGACGUCGCGGCGGGGCGGGCGAGGUGCGGGACGCGGCGGCGGCGGAGGCCGUGAUCUCAAGGCCCAUUCGACCGCGACGUCUCCUUCCCCGUCGCCCCCCGACCCGGAGACGCUGGAGGGCCGUCUCUUCUACGCGGAAGAGGCGCUGGCGCAGCUCCGUGCGCAGCCCGUUCCGGACUUCGAUGUGUCGUACGGGUGCGUGCCGACGUGGUGGGUGGCGCGGUGGUACGCCGCGAUGCAGGACGACGGACCCGCGUCGCCGUCCCCUGUUCCUGUCGUCGACCGCGGCGAGGGAGCGGGCAGUAAGGGGAAUGAGGAGGCGGAGGGCGGUGACGCCGCUGCCUCGACGAACCCGCUGCCGCCCAUUUCCUACCGUGCGUUUCUGUGCGAGCACGGCUGCUGCCUGCUGGAUGUGCCGUGGCUGAACCCGUCCGACGGCUUCUGGCAGGGGGUGCGGGGCAAGCGGGCGGACGUAUUGUGGAACGGCGUGCAGGUGGAGCGGGCCACCGUGGCGCAGCAGCACGAUGCGCCGAAGGGCAAGGGUGUCUCCGCUGCGUCCUCCUCCGCUUCUGCUGCUGUGGCGGAGAGUGGUCCGGGGAAGGCGGAGUACCGCAGUCAGUGUUGGCUGCCGCCGCUGGUGAUUCUGCCCAUGGAAGAGUACCUGACGUUGCUGGCGCAGUACGUGACUCCAACCCCGCCCGAGACGCCGCUGGGCAACGGGCCCCGAGCAGCGGAGGAAAGUGUCGACGGGAAGCCCACGACGAAGGAGCAAACGUCUUUUGAAGCCACCAGCGCGGGUGGUGCCGCACCGUCCGCCCAGCGUUCACCCCCGUCUCUGUCCGCGGCGACGAUUCAAGUUGUGAUGCACAACGGCGUGCGUCAGCUGCAGCCCGCACCGUGCGCCGCCUGCUGUGCGAAGCUGUUGGCGAGCUUCGAGGUGAACUGCGAGUCUUUUGUGAACGGGUCGCUGAAGCUGAACUUCCACGUGCGGAAGAGCCGCAAGAACUUUUACGACGCAUCGAGUGUGCUGACCUCCGCGGCGGUGCAGCAGAGCAAGGCGAGCGAGGUGUCGGCGGCGACUGCCUCUGCUGCUGCUUCUUCGGCUCCGCUUCCGCACGGCAGAUACGCAGGGGCGCCGCCUGCGGUUCUGGACGACGAUGACACGGAGGAAAGCAAUGAUCCACACAACAUCAAGGCGACGGCUUCAGCCACUGCUGCUGCCGCCGAUCACACGGCAAAGGGGGAUGCCAUUCCAGAUGGCAUUCAUUACUACACCACGCUCGCCCAGCUCCGCACCUACAUCAGCGCCCACCUCCGCGAGAAGCACGGCUACCUGGUGCCACCGGAGGAGCUUCAAAUUACGCGCGGCAAGAACAAACCGCUGAAGCUGCGGACCCCACCGUCGCAGGAGACCACCGGCAACGCGGCAGAGGGGACGGAGGAGUCGAGUGCGCUUGAGCACGCCUCGCUGCAGGAGCUCGGCAUAAAGGACGGCGAAGCCCUUUCCGUGCAGUCCGUCGACAACAUCGCACCCGUCUGCGCCACCGCCCCGGGCGUGGACGAGGAGUGGGAGGCGAUUCCGCCGGAGCUGCUGCAGGCUGGUGGGGCAGCGGGCGUGGGCCAGGGUGGAGAACACGGUGCGGCAGCCGCGAAAGAGCACUCUGCUGCUUUCCGGGAGACUCGUCUGCAGGGCCGUCACGCGGUGGGGCGUAGCGAUGCGAGCGGCGCUGCAGCCGAGACAUCAGCUCCUUCGUCUUCUUCUGCUGCUCCGGCUUCUGGCACGGCGCUCUCAAGUGCUGUGACGGGGACAACGGCGGGUGUGCCGGGCGCUGCAAGCGUGGAGCAGCCCGUGGCCUGUGCGGUGUGCACCUUUCUGAAUGCGCCUGGCAUGGUGGUGUGUGAGAUGUGCGAGGCGCCGCUGCCUUCCCGGUAA
Molecule: messenger RNA, 6433 nt
Organism: Leptomonas pyrrhocoris
Lineage: Eukaryota; Euglenozoa; Kinetoplastea; Trypanosomatida; Trypanosomatidae
Product: putative ubiquitin hydrolase
Exons: 1
Coding region: 533-6433 (1966 amino acids)
Biological process (GO): protein deubiquitination
Cellular component (GO): nucleus; cytosol
Molecular function (GO): cysteine-type endopeptidase activity; cysteine-type deubiquitinase activity
Source: RefSeq, a predicted model, not a curated record